AUUCCCACUUCAGCUUCGCGCUACGGCUGAGGAAGCUGCAGAAGAAACUUUGACCACUACAGUUGUUAGCCUAGCAGCGGAGACACACAUCUCCUUUAUUGUUUACAAGUCACUUAUUUAUUCGAGCAGCCCUUUUAAAAAGAUGUGGUUUAUUUAUUUACUCAGCUGGUUGUCGCUGGUGGUACAGAUAUGUUUCGUUACUCUCGCUAUUGCUGCAGGACUGUAUUACCUGGCAGAGUUAAUAGAGGAGUACACAGUCGCAACCAGUCGCAUUAUAAAAUAUAUGAUUAUGUUCUCCACAUCCGUUCUGGUGGGGCUCUACCUGUUUGAGGGCUUCCCAACGCUCAUGAUCGGAGUGGGUCUCUUCACAAACCUGGUUUACUUUGGUCUGCUUCAGACGUUUCCAUACAUAAUGCUGACCUCGCCAAACUUUAUCCUGUCAUGUGCACUGGUUGUGUUAAACCACUACAUGGCCUUCCAGUAUUUUGCAGAGCAGUACUAUCCUUUCUCUGAGGUUCUGGCGUACUUCACAAUAUGCCUGUGGGUGAUUCCGUUCUCAUUCUUCGUUUCUCUUUCUGCCGGGGAGAAUGUCCUUCCAUCCACUGUGCAGCAGGGAGAUGAUGUGGUGUCAAACUACUUCACUAAAGGCAAGCGUGGAAAGCGCUCGGGCAUCCUGCUCAUCUUCUCCUUCUUGAAGGAGGCUGUUUUGCCAAGCCGACAGAAGAUGUACUGAUGAAGCAGUUGAAAUAAACAUCGGACGGAGGGUUUGGGGGGGGGAGUUUGUUCAGGCCACCGGCCCCUUUCAUUGGACAGCAUCUUUUUGUGGGAGGGAUUCGUUUGCAAUGAUGAUCAUGAGAUUGAAUCUGUAGGACCACAUCAGAACAAACACGCACAGACUCCUCGAAUGAACUAAUCUGUCUUUUGAUUCAUGUCGAGAGUCGCCAGCUCAUUGUGUUUUAGGCGUCUAAAGCCAUGAAAGGACUUCAGAAGUCUUUAAUUUUUAAAGGCUUAAUCUUUUGACUUGUCUGUAUGUGGAUGAUUGUGGAAGGGGCUUCGGCUUCUGUAGCGUCGCUAGAGGCUCCUGCUGAUUUCCUUCUAAUCGCAUCACUUCAAAAGCCAAUGUUUGUGUUCUCUCAUGAAUAUGUCUGGAUUUUUUGUUCACAUUUUAAAGGAAUGUUUUACCCCAAAUUCUUCCAUUUGCUCACUGUGGGUACAUAGUCACAUCUUACACUACAAUCAUUUGCUUUGAGGUCCUUAACCAAGUAAUUUUUUAAUGAUCUGAUGUUCAGAAGGAUUGUUAAUGUCCUUGCUGCUCCAUUUGAGCUUUAUAAAUCCAUUUUAUAUCAUCCGGUGGUUUGAUGAUUAAAGAAAAGCUAUUCUUGGGGUAAAAUGUUGCUUUAAAUAUACUAGAAUCAUGAGAAGGCAUAGUGUUGGCCAUGCUUAAUUUGUGUGCUGUACAAAAAUCUAAUAAAAUUCAGUUGUAUGAGUUUUUGAAAGGUAAACAUUGUCAUGUACAAAUAAGGAUCUGAUGUAAGUGGGUGAAUCUCGGAAUCAGAAACAUCAGGUCACAUUUCACCCCAAAAUCACGAGGGGAAAAAAAAGAAGAAAAUGCAAGAAAAUGGAUUUUUAGGAUUAUUAAGUGAGCAUUGUUUUUCAGUCUAAUUAAAAGGUAAUAAAAUAAAUGUUUUAUUUAAAAUAAAUGUUUGUGUAAUUUACAUCUUCAAAAAAUAUUAAAAUGUUCAUUUUAAAAACAUUGUUUUUCAGUCAAGAUGGCAUUUUAUUAGUUUUGAUCCAUAAAAAUGUGUAUGAUAUUUUUAAAUGUGCUUAAUUAUCAGAAAAAAGUUUAUGCAAAAAGUCUUAGUCUUCAUCAAACAUUAUUUUCGGGUAUAAUGUGAUCUGGACUUGUUCAGUCUUCGUGAACAUGUUUUGUGAGAUUCACCCAUGCAAAACAAAUUUUUUUUUUUUUUAAAUAUAAAAUCUGGGUUGUGUAAUAUAGCUCUUUGACCAAAAUGCAGAUUUUGUUUAAAUGUGGAGAAUUUCUAAUAAAAUGUCUGACUGACUCA
This is a messenger RNA of Ctenopharyngodon idella (grass carp), 2063 nucleotides long. It is a transcript of the gene tex261, whose product is annotated as testis expressed 261. The record is from RefSeq and is a predicted model, not a curated record. The transcript has 6 exons. Lineage: Eukaryota; Metazoa; Chordata; Actinopteri; Cypriniformes; Xenocyprididae. Bases 143 to 733 code for a protein of 196 amino acids. Gene Ontology annotation, biological process: endoplasmic reticulum to Golgi vesicle-mediated transport. Gene Ontology annotation, molecular function: COPII receptor activity. Gene Ontology annotation, cellular component: COPII-coated ER to Golgi transport vesicle; Golgi membrane; endoplasmic reticulum membrane.